AUGGGGGCUUUGAAGGAUCACAACUUGGCAGCUAUUGGAGAUAAAUUAGGUACAUCGUUACCGGUUGACAAUCCUCCUGCUAAUGCUCCUCCAAUCGAUGCUAAGAAUGCUGAACAAUUGAAAAAUCCUGGUUCAUCGCUGCCGACUGGCAAUUCUCCUACUGAUGCUUCUCAAAACGAUGGUCAAAAAUCUGAUCAACUGCAAAAGCCAAACGACAAUUCUCCUGCUAAUGCUCUUCCAACUGAUGCUCAAAAUGCUGAAAAAUUGAAAAAUCCAAAAGACAUUCCCUCUGCUAAUGCUUCUCCCAGCGAUGCUAAGAAUGGUGAACAAUUGAAAAAGCCAAUGGAUAAUCCUUCUGCUGAUGCUCAUCCCAGCGAUGCUAAGAAUGAUGAACAACUAAAAAAGCCAAUGGACAAUCCUUCUGCUGAUGCUGCUCCCAGCGAUGCUAAGAAUGAUGAACAGCUGAAAAAGCCAACCGACAAUCCUCCUGUGAAUGCUCCUUCCAGCGAUUCUAAGAAUGAUGAAAAAUUAAAGAAACCAACCGAUAAUCUUCCUACUGCUGCUCCUUCCAGCGAUGACAAGAAUGAUGAAAAAUUGAAGAAACCAACCGAUAAUCUUCCUACUGCUGCUCCUCCCAGCGAUGAUAAGAAUGAUGAAAAAUUGAAGAAACCAACCGAUAAUCUUCCUACUGCUGCUCCUCCCAGCGAUGAUAAGAAUGAUGAAAAAUUAAAAAAACCAACUGAUAGUCUUUCUGCUGCUUCUCCUUCUAGCGAUGCAAAGAAUGAUGAACAAUUAAAGAAGUCAACCGACAAUCCUCUGACUAAUACUCCUUCGAGCGACGCUAAGAAUGAUGAAAAAUUGAAAAAGUCAAUUGAUAAUCCUGCUGCUGAUGGUCUUCCCAGCGAUGCUAAGAAUGAUCAAAAAUUGAAAAAGUCAAUUGAAAAUUCUCCUGCUGAUGCCUCUCCCAGCGAUGCGAAAAAGGAUGAACACCAUGAACAUCACCACCAUGAACACCAUGGUCCAGAAGGACCUGUAGGACCGAAUGGACCCGUUGAACCACACGGUAUGGGCCCUGAAGGCCAUGAACACCAUGGACCCGACGGACAUAAAUGCAAAGGACAUGGCCACCAUGGACACCAUGAAGACGAUGGGCACCAUGAACAACAUGAAACCUCAGGACCUGAAGGACCUGAUGAAAUCCAUGGACCUAAAGGACCCGAUGAAAUCCAUGGACCUAAAGGACCUGAUGAAAUCCAUAGACCUAAAGGACCCGAUGAAAUCCAUGGACCUAAAGGACCCGAUGAAAUCCAUGGACCUAAAGGACCCGAUGGAAUCCAUGGACCUAAAGGACCCGAUGAAAUCCAUGGACCUAGAGGACCCGAUGAAAUCCAUGGACCUAAAGGACCCGAUGGAAUCCAUGGUCCUAAAGGACCCGAUGAAAUCCAUGGACCUAAAGGACCCGAUGAAGUCCAUGGACCUAAAGGACCCGAUGAAAUCCAUGGACCUAAAGGACCCGAUGAAAUCCAUGGACCUAAAGGACCCGAUGGAAUCCAUGGACCUAAAGGACCCGAUGAAAUCCAUGGACCUAAAGGACCCGAUGAAAUCCAUGGACCUAAAGGACCCGAUGAAAUCCAUGGACCUAAAGGACCCGAAGAAACUAAGCGACCUGAAGGACUUAUAGGAACCGAAGGACCUGAUGGACCCGAUAAACCUCAUGGACCUCAUGGACCUGAUGGACUCGAUAAACCAGGUGAUAAAUCAGGAAAACUAGAAAAACCAGGAAAACAAGAAGAACAAGGAAAACCAGGGGAACCAGAAAAACUAGAACAAGCAAAACAAACAGAACAACCAGGGAAACCAGGACUAGCGGAACAGCAAGGAGGACCAGCGAAAUCAGUAGAAUCCGCGCAAGAGCAACCAAAACAACCAGAAUCAACUGGAGCAAUUCCUGUUAAACCAGAGGCAUCUGGAAAUCCGAAAUAA
Molecule: messenger RNA, 1983 nt
Organism: Belonocnema kinseyi
Lineage: Eukaryota; Metazoa; Arthropoda; Insecta; Hymenoptera; Cynipidae
Product: collagen alpha-1(I) chain-like
Exons: 2
Coding region: 1-1983 (660 amino acids)
Source: RefSeq, a predicted model, not a curated record